This is a messenger RNA of Ascochyta rabiei, 1506 nucleotides long. RefSeq lists its product as uncharacterized. The record is from RefSeq and is a predicted model, not a curated record. Bases 1 to 1506 code for a protein of 501 amino acids. The transcript has 2 exons. Lineage: Eukaryota; Fungi; Ascomycota; Dothideomycetes; Pleosporales; Didymellaceae.
AUGACUCAAGAGAAAGUGCGUGCAGACCUCGAGCCCGCAGUGGCCCAGGAAGCGACGACGAGGAAAUGGUGGAAGAGAAAGAGGGUUUGGGUCUCGGUGCUUGUUCUGGGGAUCAUGGUCUUGUUUGGAAUCGUGUUUGGUGCGGUGUAUGGUGUGAAGAGAUCGCAGUCCAAUGAAUCCGAACGCGCCCGCGAACGACUGUUCGCAGCACAGGGUGCGACGUCUGUGCCUUCAUCUAGUCAAGCAAGCUAUGUAGCGAAUUCGGCUUCGACCUCUCCCGGUGGAAUUUUGACUUCUGGGUCUGUUCCCACGCCUACGGACUCUCGUUCCAACACUGCGUCUUUCAGCUCCACCUCCACCUCCUCGCCAUCCUCCUCGCCACCCUCAUCGCCACCAUCCUCUCCAGGAGCCAUGUUGUAUCCCCAAGGAUUAGUCCCACGCGACAUCAGCGCCGCAGUUGCAGCCCCCGCCCUCCUCCUCUGGGACCUGCGCUCCGAAGGAAAACUAUGGAAGCUAGAGUACGGCAGCGCCUGGGAAGCGUACAGCGGCCGCCAAUUUCUCGUCGCGCCCGUCACUGUGUGCACCAGCGAUACAACGCAGACAGCCGUCUCUGUCGACGGCACCAGCGGCCGCAUCGUAUUCAUGCAUUUCCGCGACGGCCAGUGGGGAAACUGGGAGGAACUCGACUUUGCCGCGCAGUUCUUGACGCGACCGACUGUGAUUUCCAGGGCGGAAGGGAAGGUUGAUGUCGUGAGUAUUGAUUCUAACGGGUACAUAUGGGCCGUCUCGUACGACGGAAACGUCUGGAGCGAAUGGACCGAGCUGGGCGCUGACUUCGCCGGCGAAGUGGCAGUGACAUCGUGGGGCGAGGACAGAAUCGAUGUAUUUGCCAAAUCAAGGAAUCUGGUGUUACACAAGCAUUGGGUUCCCGACUCGGGAUGGGCGGAGGCAUGGGAGAGUCUUGGUGAUCCCUUUCCGAGUACCUCUUCCAUCGAGGGAUUGAUCGCGUCUUCACCUCUCGCAGCGUCGUGGCGCGACUCUGAUGGCAGCGACGGCGUCAUCGAUAUCGUCGUCAACAGAGGCAGCACUGUGCACAAUUUGUUCAAGAACGGCGCGUGGAGCGAGUGGACGAUCGUCUGGGCCAGCCACGAAGGCUACGAGUUCCCGGACACGCAGAGCAUGAUCCGAGGCGACGGCGUGGAUGGCCGCCCGCUUGCGCAUCUCGUAUCGCGCGGCACGGAUGAUUGCAUACACUACACUGCGUUCAACGGUACGAGCUGGGAUUUCUGGAACAUGUUGUGGUGUCUUCGCAGCGACGAUGACUCGACUCACCUCGACUACCCGACACAAUACUUACCUACGUUCAUGGUUGACGGCGGAGAAGGGAACGUCGAGGUACUGGCACGGAAUCUGAAGGGCAACUUCCUUCGAUUGGGAGUGCAUGGCAGUGCUGGAGAUGAGUGGUCGAACGACAACUGGGAGAAUUUGGGAACCCCAGGAAAUUAA